Messenger RNA from Tinamus guttatus (white-throated tinamou), 1272 nucleotides. The record is from RefSeq and is a predicted model, not a curated record. NCBI's taxonomy places the organism in Eukaryota, Metazoa, Chordata, Aves, Tinamiformes, Tinamidae.
AUGACCAAACUGAGCAUCAUUCACCUUUCCUCUAACAGUGAAGCUGAAAAAAAGUCACUAAUGAGCGUAAGCCUAAACGGACUGAAAGCCAGCGGCGCUACGGCACUCAAAGGCGCUCCAACAGUGCACGACUGUACUGAUGCAGCUCAAGAUCAAGCUGGGACGCACACGCCAGCGGUGUUCAGCGUGCAGCCAGCCAUCUUCUCCUCCUGCUCUUUGCAGAGCCAGCAGUGCCCCAAUUUACUGAGUCUUGUGGACUUUGCGUAUAAGAAGGAUGCUACAGGAGAAGCUUGCUCUUGUGUCGUUGUUUGCAAUAGGGUAGCUGAGGAUGGAACAAAGAAGGUGACUUCCUGUCCUGGACUUGGUCUGUUUUAUACCGUACUGUCUGCCUUCCUUUUCUCAGUGGCCUCUCUAUUUCUAAAAAAAAUAGAAGAUAUGCACGCUGUGGAAGUGAGUGCAUUUCGAUGCAUUUUCCAAAUGGCAUUUGUUCUUCCUGGUUUAAUAUACUACAAAACAGGGUUUUUGGGACCAAAAGGUAAAAGGAUCUUUCUUUUCUUCCGAGGAUUCUUUGGCUCUAGUGCAAUGGUUCUUCUCUACUAUGCUUUCCAAUCAAUGCCCCUAGCUGAUGCCACUGUUCUAACUUUUAGCAGUCCUGUUUUUACAUCAUUGUUGGCUUGGAUCUUUCUCAAAGAGAAAUACAGUAUUUGGGAUCUUCUGUUUACCCUCUUCGCAAUUGCUGGAGUGAUUCUUAUUGCCAGACCACCAUUUCUUUUUGGGUCAAAAAUUGCAGGGAUUGAAGGCAAUUACACAGAUCGUCUUAAAGGAACUAUAGCAGCAAUUACCAGUGCAUUUUCUACAUCUUUGACUUUUGUUAUACUGAGAAAGGUGGGGAAAUCCGUGCAUUACUUUUUGUCCAUUUGGUAUUAUUCAGUAAUUGGUUUUACUGGAUGUGCUAUAACAUUGUUUCUUAUGAAUGAGUGGAGUUUACCGUAUUGUGGUAAAGAUAGAGUUCUUCUAGUAUCAAUAGGUAUUCUAGGACUGGGGGGUCAGAUAUUUCUCACAAAAGCAUUACAGAAAGAGAAAGCUGGACCUGUUGCCAUAAUGAAAACAAUGGAUGUGGUUUUUGCUUUUAUUUUACAAAUUCUUUUUCUUAAUCGUCUACCAACUUGGUGGACUGUGGGUGGUGCUCUCUGUGUAAUAGCUAGUAGUUCUGGGACUGCCAUUCGUAAGUGGCACCAAAGCUCAAAAAAAGCAAAACAAAAUGAAAUCUAA